Vidua chalybeata is the source of this 1412-nucleotide messenger RNA. It is a transcript of the gene BRCC3, whose product is annotated as BRCA1/BRCA2-containing complex subunit 3. The transcript is spliced from 8 exons. Gene Ontology annotation, molecular function: metallopeptidase activity; polyubiquitin modification-dependent protein binding; cysteine-type deubiquitinase activity. Lineage: Eukaryota; Metazoa; Chordata; Aves; Passeriformes; Viduidae. The record is from RefSeq and is a predicted model, not a curated record. Gene Ontology annotation, cellular component: BRISC complex; BRCA1-A complex. The coding region runs from base 16 to 801 and encodes 261 amino acids. Gene Ontology annotation, biological process: double-strand break repair.
GCCGGGGGCGGCAAGAUGGCGGUGCAGGCGGUGCACCUGGAGGCGGACGCGUUCUUGGUGUGCCUGAACCACGCUCUGAGCACCGAGAAGGAGGAGGUCAUGGGGCUCUGCAUCGGAGAGGUGGACACCAGCCGAAUCGUCCACAUCCACUCUGUGAUAAUCCUGCGGCGCUCUGACAAGAGGAAAGACCGUGUGGAGAUCUCACCAGAGCAGCUUUCAGCUGCUUCCACCGAAGCAGAGAGGUUGGCUGAGAUGACAGGACGUCCCAUGAGGGUGGUGGGCUGGUACCACUCCCACCCCCACAUCACGGUGUGGCCCUCCCACGUGGAUGUCCGCACACAGGCCAUGUAUCAGAUGAUGGACCAAGGGUUUGUAGGGCUGAUCUUUUCCUGCUUCAUCGAGGACAAGAACACCAAGACAGGCAGAAUUCUCUAUACCUGUUUCCAGUCUGUUCAGGCCCAGAAGAGCUCAGAAUAUGAAAGGAUUGAAAUUCCCAUUCAUGUUGUCCCCCAUGAAACCAUUGGGAAGGUGUGUCUGGAGUCAGCUGUGGAGCUGCCCAAGAUCCUUUGCCAAGAAGAACAGGAUGCCUACAGGAGAAUUCACAGCCUCACCCAUCUUGACUCUGUAACCAAGAUCCAUAAUGGCUCAGUGUUCACAAAGAACCUCUGCAGCCAAAUGUCUGCCAUCAGUGGGCCCCUGCUGCAGUGGCUCGAGGACAGACUGGAGCAGAACAAACAGCGUGUGCAGGAGCUGCAGCAGGAGAAGGAGCAGCUGCUGGAGGAACUUGCUGCUUUAGAGUGAGGAGGAAACGCAGACCCUUCAGGAAAGUGACAUGAAAAAAUCUUCAAGAACUACUCCAGGCUGAAGGGUGGCCCUGCAUUGCCUCAGUGAAGGUACUGGCUGUGCCUCUUCUCUUGCAGCAAAGAGCACAGCUCCAGGAUCAGGACUUUACCUGCCCCAGCUUGGUGCAAAGCAAUGCUGUGUCUGCAGUUGCUGCACUUCUGGCUCAGUGGUGGGGCUGGGCAGCACCUGAAGACUCCUGUUCUGGAGAGCACACACCUGGGGAACCUGUUGUUUCUCCCUCUAUGUUUUGACAGAAGUGCUACUGCUUUACAUGUAUUCCAGGAGCCUGGAACAGGGUUACAGGGGAAAAGUGUGUCCCUGCUGUCCUAUCUGAUGCUGCCAGCUUCUGCCUUCUCUUAGUAGCUUCGGUUGACCGUGAUCUUUUAUCUAGUAAUGUUGGGGAUCACUGGUCAUUCACCCAGGCAGGUAAGAGGUGGGAGGGAAGCUUGGGAACAGACCCGGAAGAUCUUUGACAUCAGAUCAGUGUUUAGCAUAUGUCAAACCAAAUAAAGAAUUCCAAAGCUAGAGCUGUUGGGAGUAAAAAUUAAAUGAAUGCUACCAAGUGCCAG